Molecule: messenger RNA, 1472 nt
Organism: Topomyia yanbarensis
Lineage: Eukaryota; Metazoa; Arthropoda; Insecta; Diptera; Culicidae
Product: putative glutathione-specific gamma-glutamylcyclotransferase 2
Exons: 2
Coding region: 54-800 (248 amino acids)
Biological process (GO): glutathione catabolic process
Cellular component (GO): cytoplasm
Molecular function (GO): glutathione specific gamma-glutamylcyclotransferase activity; gamma-glutamylcyclotransferase activity
Source: RefSeq, a predicted model, not a curated record
UCAAAGCAAACAUAUGUUCAUCACAUUGUGAUAUUUUUUUAUGCGUCAGUUCAAUGAUAAGCAAAUUGUUCCGUACACUGACAAAUUGUGAAUUGAUUUUUAAACACAGCCCGACAUUCAGUAAAAUGAGUGCCCAUGUACGGAUCAUCUGCGACAGAAAUCCGCGCUGUGAGCCUGACGAAACAUGGGUUUUCGGCUAUGGUUCACUUGUGUGGAAAGCAGAUUUCCCCUUCGAAGAAAAACGCACAGGAUAUAUUAAAGGAUUUUUAAGGAGAUUCUAUCAAAAUAGCAUAGAUCACCGAGGGACCCAUGACAAGCCUGGACGUGUGGUAACAUUAAUACAUUCGGAUGACCCCGAAGCCAAGGUAUGGGGCAUGGGCUAUCGCAUUGGAAAAAACGAUGCUGAAAAAGUGCUAAAACAUCUGGAUUAUCGGGAGAAAAAUGGUUAUGGUCGCCAUCGGGUACUGUUUCAUCCAUAUCCUCCGAGCAAUAUACAGAGCAACCAUCCAAAAAACAUUGUUCUGUACUUAGCCAAGCAAGGAAAUCCCUCAUUUGCUGGUCAACAAGACAGUAUACAAGAAAUUGCCGAUCAAAUUUUAGGAGCUGCUGGCGAGAGUGGCGAAAAUACGGAGUAUGUUUAUAAGUUGGCCGAUGCUAUGAGGCAGUUAUAUCCCGGCGAGGAAGACGAUCAUUUGUUUGAACUUGAACAAGUGUUGAAAGCAGCCGAGGCUAGGAAGAAUGAACGCAAUGGUUUUGUAAUCUGCGAGGUUGAUAGAUCGAGUUUAAGUAAAGAGGGUUGAGCGCGGACAACAGAGAGAAAUGAUUUUUUUCGGAUAGAUAAAAACAUUCUGUACAUAGCUAGACAAUUUAAUUGAAAAUCAUGAUAAAAUAGACUAUUACUUUCAUUAGUAAACCUAACUAAACCUCUAACUUAUAGCAAACGAGUUCUGCCGACCUUGAAUUCGCUAUGUAACUACUAUAUUUUUAUCCUUACAGCUGUCUCGCUCAACACUAGUGUCGUGCAUAACCCUUGACUCAAUAUGCAUUUAUUAGACUAACUGAAGGGUCUACACUUUGACUUAAUAAUGUAUAUGACCUGAUCCAUCAUCGAUUGAAUCCAGUAGUUUUGUUUAAUUAUUCACAUCAAAGUAUCAAAAAGACAUAAGUAUAGCCACAUAUUGCACAAAUUGUAAUAUGAUCAUCUAAACUGCCUAUAAUCGCAAGUCAGUCUCAUGUUGAUAAUAUGCAACAAAAUAAAUAAAACAAGUGUCUCAUAAAACAAGGGCUACAUAUGCAGGAAAUACAAAUAAGUUUUACACGAUGCAUGUGAAAACGCUGUGCAUGACCUUGACCAUGGUUGUGCUCAUCUUGUGUUGAAGCAUGUGAUAUUAGAGUGGCCCAAGGUUGUAUGAAAAAGUGCAAAGUUUGGAAUUUCAAACCUUACCCCCCAAAAUGAUAGUUUGGGUCCCCAA